This is a messenger RNA of Cloeon dipterum, 1225 nucleotides long. Its product is annotated as small glutamine-rich tetratricopeptide repeat-containing protein alpha-like. Lineage: Eukaryota; Metazoa; Arthropoda; Insecta; Ephemeroptera; Baetidae. Gene Ontology annotation, biological process: post-translational protein targeting to endoplasmic reticulum membrane. The coding region runs from base 165 to 1073 and encodes 302 amino acids. Gene Ontology annotation, cellular component: TRC complex; membrane. Gene Ontology annotation, molecular function: molecular adaptor activity; protein binding. The record is from RefSeq and is a predicted model, not a curated record. The transcript has 7 exons.
GGCACGCCCCUUUUUUGUUAUCAAUCUGCCUGCAUUUGUCUGCCACCUGGCGGCUGUUAAAGGAAAUCUUUGAACCACAGCUGUAAACGGAAUACGGACUGAGUCACUCAGGAAAUUCAGUUUAAGGCCAAAUUCGUACGGAUUUCGGCUUCAUUUCCAAGAGCAUGGACGAUCGCAAGAGGCUGGUCAGCAGCUUCCUCGGCUUUCUGGCCGAAGAAGUGAAGGCGAACCGGCCUUCGGAGGAGCUGACUGAGAGCCUCGAGGUGGCCAUGCAGUGUCUUGAGAGUGCCUACAACAUCGCCCCGCAGGACAUCACUGCGGCCGGCCAACCCCCUCUUCUCUCCCUCUUCCAGAAUCAAACAAAUCCGUUCUCUGGUGCUCCGGAAGCUCCUGUCGACGCUAAGGCGGAGGCGGAAAAGUGCAAGCUUGUGGGAAACAAUCUGGUCAAGGAAGAUAAUCAUGUGAUGGCUGUUGACCAAUACACCAGAGCUAUUAUGUUCGACGGCAAAAACGCGGUUUACUACUGCAACAGAGCCGCUGCUUACAACAAAUUAGGCAACUUCCACGCGGCUGUUAUGGACUGCAAGACUGCCAUUCAGAUUGACCCCUCCUACAGUAAGGCCUAUGGAAGAAUGGGGGUUGCGUAUGCACAGCUCAAAAUGCAUGCAGAGGCGAUCGACAGCUACCAGAAGGCGCUGGAGCUCGAGCCAGGAAAUGAAACCUACACAAACAACCUGAGGAUUUCUCAAGACAUUGUGGGACAGCAGCAGCAAACGAGCACGCCUCAACAAGCACCUAACCUGACCUCGGCCUUCCAGCAAGGAGGCUUCCAAUUUGGCCAGCUACUCAACAAUCCAGCCCUUGUCAACAUGGCCACGCAGCUCAUGAAUGACCCAAAUAUGAGCAGAGUAAUGAAUGACAUUAUGGCUGGUGGCAGCGUAGACGCUUUAAUGCAAGCUGGACAGAGUUUGGCGCAGCAGUUGCAGGCGACUAAUCCAGAUCUAAUCGACAACUUCAGACGCACGAUGGGCCAGCCACCUGAGGAGCCGCCGCGUGAACCAGAAAACCAGUAAAAGCGCUUCAUUUCGACUUGUCACGCAAGUACUCUCCAUUAGCUGAGUCAACAUUUUGGUUCUUGGCUUCUAAUAUGAUCACACCAGAGAGAAGUUCUGCUCGUCCAAAUUAACUGAGAUUUUCCAUAUGUACAAUAAAGAGUUGAUUAAUA